AUGACGAGGGCUGGCGGCUGGGCCGGCUGGGCUGCGGGCUCCGGUGGCUCCGGCGGCUCCGGCGGCUCCGGCCUCGGGGCGGCGCCUCGGGCCUGGGGGGCAGGCACCGGGGGCCCUGUCACCGGCCGCGGCUUCCGAGGUGUGCUCGUCGGCACAGAGGGUGCGAAGCGGCCGGCCGGGGCGGGACCGGGCCGGGGCGGGAACGGGCCGGGGCGCACACCUCCACCGCCGCCGCACGACCGAUUUGUUGUCAUCCGCGGGCGCGCUCCCGGGGCUGGGACGCUCCCGGCGCGCUCGCGAGACCCCGGCUCGGCGCGCGCGGCCGUCGCCGGAGGAAGUGACGCCACGCUGGGGCCGACGGAGGUGGGCGGAGGCCGAGAGGAGCACUUCCGGCGCCGGGGGCGGGGCGGGGCGGGGCGGGAUGGAUGGAGGCGGCGCCGCGGGCCGGCUGCAGGCGCCUCGGAGGGACGCGCAGGUGAGCGCCGCCGGCUCUGCUUCGAGCCGCAGGCACAGGGGCUCCGGGCGGGCCGGGAGGGGGCGACGGGAGGGCCGGGGCGGGCGACAGGAGGGCCGGCGGGGGGCGACGGGCGGGCCGGGGGAGGCGACGGGCGGGCCGGCGGGGGGGCUCGAGGGCGGGCCGGGGGGGGCGACGGGCGGGCCGGCGGGGGGCUCGAGGGCGGGCGGGGGGAGGCGACGGGCGGGCCGGGAGGGGGCUCGAGGGCGGGCCGGGGGGGCGACGGGCGGGCCGGCGGGGGGCUCGAGGGCGGGCGGGGGGAGGUGACGGGCGGGCCGGGAGGGGGCUCGAGGGCGGGCCGGGGGGGCGACGGGCGGGCCGGCAGGGGGCUACAGGCGGCUGGGGCUCCGAGCCCGGCGGAGGGGUCUGGGGGCGGGUCCGGCCUGCGCGGCCCGGGUGACCCCGGACUCCGACCCCGGACACUGACGCUCCGGGCGCCGCCGGCCCCACGGCGGGGAGGCGGGAGCCCCUCUGGAGCGCCGCAGGCCGGCCCCGAACGUUGCCCCGUGCGCAUCGUAAGCAAGCUCUCGGUCCUCCGCCUCGUUCAGCAUUUGUUUCUGUUACUGUUUGUCUAG
Molecule: messenger RNA, 1089 nt
Organism: Loxodonta africana (African savanna elephant)
Lineage: Eukaryota; Metazoa; Chordata; Mammalia; Proboscidea; Elephantidae
Exons: 2
Coding region: 1-1089 (362 amino acids)
Source: RefSeq, a predicted model, not a curated record